This is a messenger RNA of Suillus discolor, 165 nucleotides long. RefSeq lists its product as uncharacterized. The record is from RefSeq and is a predicted model, not a curated record. Lineage: Eukaryota; Fungi; Basidiomycota; Agaricomycetes; Boletales; Suillaceae. The transcript has a single exon. The annotation marks the transcript as partial.
UACUGGGCCAAAGAGGUAUGGAUCCUUUUUAUCCAUAGACCAUCAAAUGUUGGCCACUGGGUUCUAUGUGUUGUGCACCUCCAAAGCAAGAAACUCCAUCUAUUUGACAGUUUUGCUGAGUGGAAGCCCUGGAAAGUUAAUAUUAAGGUUCAUGAGCUCAUCUAA